This is a messenger RNA of Pseudozyma hubeiensis SY62, 1830 nucleotides long. RefSeq lists its product as hypothetical. Gene Ontology annotation, biological process: protein dephosphorylation. The transcript has a single exon. Bases 1 to 1830 code for a protein of 609 amino acids. Gene Ontology annotation, cellular component: cytoplasm; nucleus; protein phosphatase 4 complex. NCBI's taxonomy places the organism in Eukaryota, Fungi, Basidiomycota, Ustilaginomycetes, Ustilaginales, Ustilaginaceae. The record is from RefSeq and is a predicted model, not a curated record. Gene Ontology annotation, molecular function: protein phosphatase regulator activity.
AUGACAUCCGAUACUCCCAACUCACUAUCCCCAACAUUCCAAUGGUCACCGACCUACCUCACUCAACUCCAACACAUUGCCGACACCGACGAGUUCCUACACGAGGAUGUCUCUCACCAUCAACGAAACCUCUCUUCCUCCUCCUCAUCUGCCGCUGGUGCAUCAAGCUCCCCAGUAGCAGCAACACCAGCAGCAGCAGUGCCACAAUCCGGUGCAUAUGACUGGCCCGUACUGAAAGACGCGAUCAAGUACAGGAUCAGGACUUGUCUGGAGGAGAGCUUUGGUGAGGAACGAAAGAUGACGUUGCAUCCAGCCACGAAGCUGAUGCCGUACGUGGGAGAGGGAGACGACACUAUUGAUCUGGAAGUCGUUUGGGAGAGGGCUGAUCAUGGGUUUCUGUGCGAGAAGAGGGAGCAGGAGAAAAAGGGUGAAGCGGAGGGGGCGGACGACAAUUCACAGACGACGGAAGGCGGAGCGGAGGAUGCAACAUCUGUUGCUGCAAUAGCAGUGGAAGCAGAAGGUGGGGCCGGUGCUGCUAGCGUGGUGUCCGCGGAACGCGAUGAGAAUGCAGCUGCGCCGCAAACGAACGGCUCUUCCAUCUCAACUGCAGCAGCCGUCGGCAACGGUGCCUCACCAUCCUCUCCAAAAGCUGAUCCAGCCUACUCCUAUCGCCAGACUGGCGCGAACUCGGAUCCGUCCUACUCCCACCCACCGUUCGUCCACCGAGCCGACGUCAUCAACUUUUACCCGUCCAAGCGCUCCCUCCCCUCCACAACCUCCAUCCCACCCCUCUCCCCCGACACGAUCGACACGCAAACUUCCAUCCUCUACUCCAUGCUCGACGACUUUGACACCCAACCGCCGUUCACCAUCCAACGACUCUGCGAGCUCAUCGUCUCCCCCACCGCGCACUACAGCUCGGCGCACAAAUGGAUCGCUGCGAUCAAACGUUGUUUGUCGGUAACGGCUACACGAGAUGCGUUCCCGAUAAGUCCUGUCCAAGCACCCGUUGGGAUAAUGACGAAUGGAACCCACCAAGAAGGAGCUGCUGGUGGAGUGGAGGUGAGCGAGCUGGAGAUGGACAGGAUGGACGGGCUGCCAGCAAGAAGAGAGCGAAGUUCGAGUGUCGCUUCCAGCGGGGUGAGCGAGCCUUUGUUCUCCCCCAUCCCGUUCAUUGUCAGGGAUGAAAAUGGUCAGCUGACGGGUGAAGAUCGAGGGGGAGGCGAUGAGGGCAUGAAUGUGACAGCUGGCGUCGAGGGAGCGUUGAUGGAGCAGAUUCCGGAUUUGGAGCUGGGUGGUGCGGACAGAACUCAGAUCGGCGAUAGAUUACCCAAGGAAGUCGUCGAUAUUGCGCCAACAGCCGCGACAACGGAGCAACCAGACCAGAAGGCAGCGACGGAAGAGGACGUGGAUCAAGCGAUGGACGAGAGCUCCGACGAGCCGAUGCAGGAGGACGUUCCCGCAUCAGCAACCACCGCAGCAGCACCCACCGCCGCGCCUAGUGCCAACACUUCCGCAGCCGCAGCCGCUGACGCAGUCGCUGCAGUCGAAGCCGCCUCAUCCGCCAGUGCUGCACCGACCGAACCGCUCGGCGUACCACACGGACAGGUCGACGAGAUCGACAACCCCAGCUUGACCGUCAACCCUCUGACCUCCACCACGACUGCCACCGCAGACACGUCCGCCCCCGCAUCGAACGCAGAAUCGACGACGAUCAAGUCGAACGAAAGGUCCAAAGCCGAUGACGACGACGUGGAGGACGAUACACCACGCUCGACAAAACGUCGUAAGAGUGUCGCUUCGAUCCACGACGAUGUUGCACGCGAUUGA